Molecule: messenger RNA, 4666 nt
Organism: Rattus rattus (black rat)
Lineage: Eukaryota; Metazoa; Chordata; Mammalia; Rodentia; Muridae
Gene: Map3k12
Product: mitogen-activated protein kinase kinase kinase 12
Exons: 16
Coding region: 715-3381 (888 amino acids)
Biological process (GO): protein autophosphorylation; JNK cascade
Molecular function (GO): JUN kinase kinase kinase activity; ATP binding
Source: RefSeq, a predicted model, not a curated record
GAGGGUGGGCCUCACCUGGCCACCCUCACCCCAGAGCUGUAGGGUUUUUGUAAGUCAGAGUUUUCCUCAGACUAGGUCUCUCAGGCUGGAGCAUAAUCAUCUUGGACCCUCAGCCCUCCGUGUCAAAAAAAGGAAAAAAAAAAAAACCGUUGCUUUUCUGUGGCUUGCUCUUCGCCUCUCUUCACUAACUUCACGCAGCCUGUCAGGGUUUGUGCCUCUUUAGAUCGACCCUAGUGAACCUCUCUUUAACUGCCCGAGAAUCAUUAGGAGGACAUUCUGCUGCGUUUAGUAUCAGCUGAAAGAGCACAAGAGUAACUAACGAACUAAAAUACGCGCAGAGCUGAACGAGUACUUUUGGAUUUCCCAAAGCCUUGAUAACCACCAGAGUGAAAGAAGUAGGGGGAAUCUUGUGACCUUGGACAGAAGGAGAAAGAGAUACCACGAAAAACGCGAUUCAAAUGGGUCUAGGAUGAGAUGUCUUGCUAAGAAGGGAUAGGGUUAGAGGGCCUUGGAUCCCCUGGAACUGGAGUUAUAGGGGUUGUGAGCAUCAUGUGGAUGCUGGGAAUGGAACCCCAGUCAUCUCGAAGAACACCCAGGCUGGUCUGAAACUCACUGUGAAGCCAGAGAUGACCUUGGACUUCUGAGCCUCUCACCUCCAUUCCUGAGCGCUGGGACUGCUGGGCCUGCUACUCAGCACACCUGGCUCCAGAGGCCAUGGCCUGCCUCCAUGAAACCCGAACACCCUCCCCUUCCUUUGGAGGCUUUGUGUCUACUCUAAGUGAGGCCUCCAUGCGAAAGCUGGAUCCAGACACUUCAGACUGCACCCCUGAGAAGGACCUGACACCUACCCAAUGUGUACUUCGAGAUGUUGUGCCUCUCGGAGGUCAGGGUGGAGGAGGGCCCAGCCCCUCCCCAGGUGGAGAGCCUCCUCCAGAGCCUUUUGCCAAUAGUGUCCUGCAGCUACAUGAGCAGGAUACAGGUGGGCCAGGGGGAGCCACCGGGUCACCUGAGAGUCGAGCAUCUAGGGUUCGAGCUGAUGAGGUGCGUCUGCAGUGCCAGAGUGGCAGUGGCUUCCUUGAAGGUCUUUUUGGCUGCCUGCGCCCUGUCUGGACAAUGAUUGGCAAAGCCUACUCCACAGAGCACAAGCAACAGCAGGAAGACCUUUGGGAAGUCCCCUUUGAGGAAAUCCUGGACCUGCAGUGGGUAGGCUCAGGGGCUCAGGGUGCCGUUUUCCUGGGACGCUUUCAUGGGGAGGAGGUAGCUGUGAAGAAGGUUCGAGACCUCAAGGAGACCGACAUCAAGCAUCUUCGAAAACUGAAGCACCCCAACAUCAUCACUUUCAAGGGUGUUUGCACACAGGCCCCGUGCUACUGCAUCCUCAUGGAGUUCUGUGCCCAAGGACAGCUGUAUGAGGUGCUCAGGGCCGGCCGCCCCGUUACCCCCUCCUUGCUGGUUGACUGGUCCAUGGGCAUCGCUGGAGGCAUGAAUUACCUACACCUGCACAAAAUCAUCCACAGAGACCUGAAGUCACCCAACAUGCUAAUCACAUACGACGAUGUGGUGAAGAUCUCAGACUUUGGCACUUCCAAGGAGCUGAGUGACAAGAGCACCAAGAUGUCCUUUGCAGGGACAGUAGCCUGGAUGGCUCCUGAAGUGAUCAGAAAUGAACCUGUGUCUGAGAAGGUUGACAUCUGGUCCUUUGGGGUGGUGCUUUGGGAAUUACUGACUGGAGAGAUUCCCUACAAAGAUGUAGACUCCUCAGCCAUCAUCUGGGGUGUGGGAAGCAACAGUCUUCACCUGCCUGUACCCUCUAGCUGCCCAGACGGCUUUAAAAUUCUGCUUCGCCAGUGCUGGAACAGCAAACCACGGAACCGCCCAUCAUUCCGACAGAUCUUGCUGCACCUGGACAUCGCCUCGGCUGAUGUGCUCUCUACACCCCAGGAGACUUACUUUAAAUCCCAGGCAGAGUGGCGGGAAGAAGUAAAACUGCACUUUGAAAAGAUUAAGUCAGAAGGGACCUGUCUGCACCGCCUAGAAGAGGAACUGGUGAUGCGGAGAAGGGAGGAGCUCAGACAUGCCCUGGACAUCAGGGAGCACUAUGAGCGCAAGUUGGAGAGAGCUAACAACUUGUACAUGGAACUGAAUGCCCUCAUGUUGCAACUAGAACUCAAAGAGAGGGAAUUGCUCAGGCGAGAGCAAGCUUUAGAAAGGAGGUGUCCUGGUCUACUGAAGUCACACACGUCCCGAGGCCUCCUACAUGGAAACACGAUGGAGAAGCUCAUCAAGAAAAGGAAUGUGCCACAGAAACUGUCACCCCAUAGCAAAAGGCCAGAUAUUCUCAAGACAGAGUCUUUGCUACCUAAACUAGAUGCAGCCCUAAGUGGGGUGGGGCUUCCUGGAUGUCCUAAGGGCCCCCCUUCACCUGGAAGGAGUCGUCGUGGCAAGACCCGUCACCGAAAGGCCAGCGCCAAGGGCAGCUGUGGAGACCUGCCUGGGCUUCGUGCAGCUUUGCCACCCCAUGAGCCUGGAGGACUAGGAAGCCCAGGAGGCCUAGGAGUGGGCCCUACAGCUUGGGAUGCCUGCCCCCCUGCUCUCCGUGGACUCCACCAUGACCUUCUACUACGGAAGAUGUCUUCAUCAUCCCCAGACCUGUUAUCAGCAGCACUGGGAGCCCGAGGCCGAGGGGCCACAGGGGGAGCUCGGGAUCCUGGCUCACCACCUCCACCCCAGGGUGAUACUCCUCCAAGUGAGGGAUCAGCUCCUGGUUCCACCAGCCCAGAUUCACCUGGGGGAGCUAAAGGGGAACCACCUCCACCAGUAGGGCCUGGAGAAGGUGUGGGGCUGCUGGGAACUGGAAGGGAAGGGACUACAGGCCGGGGAGGAAACCGGGCUGGGUACCAGCACUUGACCCCCGCUGCGCUGCUGUACAGGGCUGCUGUGACUCGUAGUCAGAAACGUGGUAUCUCAUCUGAAGAGGAAGAAGGAGAGGUCGACAGUGAAGUAGAGCUACCCCCAAGUCAAAGGUGGCCUCAGGGCCCGAACAUGCGUCAGUCACUAUCUACGUUCAGCUCAGAGAACCCAUCAGAUGUGGAGGAAGGUACAGCUAGUGAGCCUUCCCCAAGUGGCACACCGGAAGUUGGCAGCACCAACACUGAUGAGCGGCCAGAUGAACGGUCUGAUGACAUGUGCUCACAGGGCUCAGAAAUCCCACUGGACCUACCUACUUCAGAGGUGGCCCCUGAACGUGAAACCAGCUCCUUGCCCAUGCAACACCAGGAUGACCAGGGCCCCAAUCCUGAGGACUCAGACUGUGACAGCACUGAAUUGGACAACUCCAACAGCAUUGAUGCCUUGCGGCCCCCAGCCUCCCUUCCUCCAUGAAAGACACUCUUAUUCCUUGUACAUAGAGAAAUAUUUAUAUAAAUAAUAUAUAUGCGCCACAUAAUCAACAGAUAGACGGGGCUUUCUUAGCCGUAAGUCAGGCUUCAGAGUGAACGACGCCCCUGACCAAUUAAGUUCUAGGGACACUGGCAGCUGUGGAAAUGACUCCAAGUACUACCCUAGAGCUGUAAGGAAAGGAAACCGGUCCCUUCUUGCUUCACCCCAUUCCUUAUGUUGAACAAGCAAGUAGGCAUAGAAAAGCCAGGCUUGUCUCUACACUGUCUGUCCCUAAACAUGGGGGGGCAGGAAGAGGAUUCACUUAAAACUGCACUUUUAUUUUCCGUUUACUGUUUACACAUUUUGCACUUGGGAGGAGGGAAACUAAGGCUGGGUCCUAGGUCCUCCCUCUGAGGUUUCUCAGGUGGCAAUGUAACUCAUUUCUUUGUUCCUGUUUCUCUGCCAAAGCCCUGGCUUUGGGCCCAGAGGCAAGUUAGAAGAUUAAUAGCAUGUGAUGGCUCAGGCUGAAGAACUGGGUGCUGGUUAAGUCCCCGCUGUUAUCUGGUGCCUGGUAGGGGUGGGGACUGUCAUAUUGUAACCCCUGUGAACAACCCUGAAAUAUAACCACUCCAUGCAGGCCCAACUGUCGAGGGUUUUCUUGGUGAAUGAGUGGAGUGGUAAUACAUGGAUUAAGUCUUGGAUUUAAGAUUUUACCUGAGGAAUUUGGAUAAGUUACUUUCUAAGUUAACAUAAAUGGCAGCAGGUAAACUUUUCUAAAUGAUUUCAGGACAAGAACACAAGGUCUGUGGAGAAAACUAAAUGAAUAAUUACUAGACUUUAAAAUUAAAGUAUGCACGGGGCAGUGAUUCUCAAGCUUCCUAUCGACACCUUCCUGUCCCAGCUCCAUAAAUGCACUGUACAAUGCUGCUGUACAAUCCCAGGGUAAGUGUGACUGUCAGUCUUCAGAGGCCACCCAGGAUCAUGGGGGGCGAAAGAUUGAGGCAAAAAAAAAAAAAAAAAAAAAAAAUGGGAGUGGUAAAAAAGGAAGGAAGUCCACUAAUUCUAUUUAAAUGGAAUCAGGGCUCUAUAAAAAUAGUAUCAGACAGGAAUAACACCCGCAUAAGUCACUGUGGCAUCCAGUUUCUAUUCACAAAGAAAAAGCUCCAGUCCAUCUUUUAAUUCUUUUUUUGAAAAAUUCCUGACAUUACAGAACUAAACUGAAAUGUAUUAAUAAUCCACUCUUACAUUUCCAUGACAAACAAAAAUUCAUGAGCCAAAAAAAAAAAAA